Tripterygium wilfordii is the source of this 745-nucleotide messenger RNA. Its product is annotated as outer envelope pore protein 21B, chloroplastic-like. The record is from RefSeq and is a predicted model, not a curated record. The transcript has 5 exons. Gene Ontology annotation, molecular function: voltage-gated monoatomic anion channel activity. Gene Ontology annotation, biological process: regulation of monoatomic anion transport. The coding region runs from base 66 to 569 and encodes 167 amino acids. NCBI's taxonomy places the organism in Eukaryota, Viridiplantae, Streptophyta, Magnoliopsida, Celastrales, Celastraceae.
UGGAUUGGAUAGCGUUUGUGGCAAAUCAUUUGGUGUUUGCUGGAGGAAUUGAAUAGAGAAAGCAAAUGGAAACUUCUCUGAGGUACGGAGGAGACUACAAAGCCCUGAGAAUCCAUGCUAAGCAGAAACUACUUAUCGAUUCCAAAACCCACCUCCAGCUUCAUGGAGAGCUAGAUACAAGAAUUGGAGCCCCCAGUUAUUUUUGUGCGAUGAUAAGACACUUUUAUCCAGAGGCUUCAGCAAACCUUGGUGUAGGAGUGAAAUAUAGUAAACAUGAGAAGCUCCAAUACAGUGUACGUGGAAAGAUGUCAUUUCCUGUGACUAGUGAUGAUUUGCUAAGCUUUGUCAUCAAAGGGCAGUGUGAUGUCGAUAAAGAAUUCAGAGAGAAAAAUUAUAAAGGAGGUGCUGAGUUUACUUGGAGCCUACUUAAUUUUCAGAAAGACCAAGAUGUGAGGCUUAAAAUUGGCUAUGAAGCAUUUGACAAGGUUCCGUAUAUGCAGAUAAAGGAGAAUAAUUGGACACUCAAUGGUGACAUGAAUGGUAGAUGGAAUUUAAGAUACGAUCUAUAGAACCUUGAGCUUUAUAUAACCUUUUUUGAUGUAAGGUGUUUUAAGUUUAGAAGAUUUAUCUUGUGUAAUCCGAGUCAAAUACGCUGCUGUUUAGCUGAUACUGAUUAGGAAGACUGCAGAUAUUCGCAGAACGCAAUGAUUUGAUCAGUUUAAUAAGCAUAAGUUUUUCAUUGUUU